Plasmopara halstedii is the source of this 378-nucleotide messenger RNA. RefSeq lists its product as uncharacterized. The record is from RefSeq and is a predicted model, not a curated record. Bases 117 to 359 code for a protein of 80 amino acids. The transcript has a single exon. NCBI's taxonomy places the organism in Eukaryota, Oomycota, Peronosporomycetes, Peronosporales, Peronosporaceae.
UAUACUACUUAUUUUUCCGCUUUCUGGAAACACUGGUUAAGCUACACUCGGUAUCGGUGCGCUGACGCUUGUAAGGUAGGGUACAUUGAAGCAUACGAAAAUGUUACUUAUCUGGUAUGCAUAAUGAAUUUAAACCAUAUCUUCGUGUGCCGUCAGUACGAUACAUGGGGUCAGCUAUAAAUGGUGAAGUGAUGUGGAAAUGUGCUAUCUCGACGUGCUCGUUUGAAUACGAACGCAGAACUCUAAAGCAGCUUGUAGUACUCGUUGUCGUUGCAAGAGAUAUAUGCACAACAAUAAAAGAUGCUGUAAACGUGUAUUCAUUUUCAUUUCUAAAGAAUAAUCAAGAGCUCAAGCGCUAACCUCUCUCAGUCAUCGUUU